UGAAAGUUAGCUGCAGUUCAUUAUUGAUGUGUGUAAUCAUUACACUGACACCUCAUUAGUUACAUUAACUCGUGAACAGCUGGUGCUACUUUACUCUUUCUUGGUUAGCUAAACGCGGCUGUACCGACUUCCUGUUUGAUUUCAACGGAAAAAAAACUGUCCCAUUGAGGUGAUAAAUAAGAAGAUGACUGAAGGUAAUGGCAAGGUGGUUUACUGGAUCAUUGCCUCGACUUUCAUAGUAAAUUUAGCUCAAACUUUAGCGGCUCGGCAGCCUCACGUCGUGUUUAUCCUGGCCGAUGACUUCGGCUGGUACGAUAUCGGCUACCACGGCUCCGAGAUCAGGACGCCAAACCUGGACAAGCUGUCGUCCAGAGGAGUCCGCCUGGAGAACUACUAUGUGCAGCCUCUGUGCACCCCCUCCAGGAACCAGCUCAUGACCGGGAGGUAUCAGAUCCACACCGGUAUGCAGCACCAGAUCAUCUGGCCCUGCCAGCCUUACUGCGUUCCUCUGGAUGAGAAACUGCUGCCUCAGCUCAUGAAGGAGGCGGGGUAUGCCACACACAUGGUCGGCAAGUGGCACCUGGGCAUGUACAUGAAGGACUGCCUGCCCACACGCCGUGGCUUUGACACGUACCUUGGUUACCUGACAGGUGGUGAGGAUUACUUCACUCACUUCCGCUGUUAUCAAAGCCGCUCGCUGAACCUGAGCCGCUGUGCGUUGGACCUUAGAGAUGGGGAAGACGUCGCCACAGGAUACGAAGGGGUCUAUUCCACUGAGCUGCUGAGCCAGAGGGCCAUCAGCAUCAUUGAGAGACACAACUCUCAAAAGCCACUCUUCAUGUAUGUGGCGCUGCAGGCGGUCCAUGCACCCCUGCAGGUGCCAGAGCGCUACGUGACUCCCUACAGUUUUAUCACAGACACCAAUCGCAGGCUCUAUGCCGGCAUGGUGUCAGCUAUGGAUGAGGCGGUGGGCAACAUCACCCUGGCUUUACAGAAAGUGGGACUCUGGAACAACACGGUCCUUGUGUUCUCAACUGAUAAUGGAGGUCAAACGCUGUCUGGUGGCAGCAACUGGCCUCUGCGAGGGAGAAAGUGGUCACUAUGGGAAGGAGGAGUCCGAGGCGUUGGAUUUGUUGCCAGCCCGUUACUGAAACAGCCGGGUACCAUGAACCGUGAGCUCAUCCACAUCUCCGACUGGCUGCCUACACUUGUCGGCCUGGCAGGAGGAAACGCCACAGGCACGAAGCCGCUGGAUGGCUUCGAUGUGUGGAACGCGAUCAGCAAAGGGUUUGCCUCACCCAGACUGGAGCUGCUGCACAACAUCGACCCUCUGUAUUAUGACAUUGCUCCAUGUCCUGGCAGGCAGCGCGAGUUAACUUUGGCUCAGGUGGCCAACUCCGGCUUCAAUGUGUCCAUUCACGCAGCCAUUCGAUCUUCAAAGUGGAAGCUACUGACUGGGUACCCAGGAUGUGACGUUUGGUUCCCCCGACCUGACGGCAACACCUCCGACUCAAGCUCCUCUGAGGUAGAUCAGCUGAAGCCGGUCAUGCUGUUUAACAUUGAAAAGGAUCCAGAAGAGAGAAAUGAGGUGUCUGCUCAGUUCCCCAAGGUAGUCGAGCAUCUCCUCUGUAGACUAGAGCACCACCAAAAAAGUGCUCAGCCCAUAAACUUUCCUGACGAUGACCCUAGAUGUGACCCAGGCCCCACUGGAGCCUGGGGGCCCUGGGCUUAGGCGGAUAUUACCGAUAUUGUAGUGUUUUGUUUACUGUGAAUUACAACAGUAGGAAUUUUCCUUUGUGGGGAAAGGUGAAGUUUUACAACAAUUUUUGUUUGUUUUUAAAAGAGAACAGCCAAUACCAAAGAAUUCAGAAAGUCAUUAACAGCAGCACCUUUACUCUGCCUUACAUAAAUCUGGUUACAGCGGAUUAGUUUAAAUGAAUCAACACCGCUAAUUGUCCCAUAAAAGCAAAGGCUGAGGAGGGUGGAUGGCAGCAAUCUUUCACUCCAGACACUUUAAUUCAUUUGGAAGCCUAAUGUUUAGCCCCAACCAUCCUUGCUGGAAAACUCAAAAACCAGUUUUAUUUGUUAUCUAUCAUCCACCUGGGCCUUACUCAGAGAUUCUUAUCUGCUCUCUCAGACGUUUUAUCUUAGGCUGUAUCAGGUUAGGGCUGGAUCAAGUGACCCUGAAUCCUCUCUUAGUUACUCUGCAACAGGUCUAGGCUGCUGGGGGCCCCUGAUGGACUGAGUGUUUCUUUUUCACUCACUGUGUGUUUAUAAAUCACUAGUUAUUAUUAAUCUGUCUAUCUUCACCAGUGAAUCUUCGUCAGAUCACGACCGGUUGAGGUAUAUAAGUGCAUAGUGUUGUCUCUGAGGGGAGCUACACUAUACAUUUGCAUGUCUAGAAUCUGAGCAGGAGAAACUAAUUUCUUUCAUAUACGCAUCCUCUUUGACCUUUGACCCCUAGGUGUUUGACCUUCCACUGAAAGCAGCAUGCAGACUAGAGCAGGAAAUGCUUCCUGCUGAGAGCAGGCGGCCGCUGUCCGAAUGUGGGCCGCGA
Maylandia zebra (zebra mbuna) is the source of this 2557-nucleotide messenger RNA. RefSeq names its product arylsulfatase B (gene arsb). The record is from RefSeq and is a predicted model, not a curated record. Lineage: Eukaryota; Metazoa; Chordata; Actinopteri; Cichliformes; Cichlidae. Gene Ontology annotation, molecular function: sulfuric ester hydrolase activity.